Messenger RNA from Botrytis cinerea B05.10, 981 nucleotides. RefSeq lists its product as hypothetical. NCBI's taxonomy places the organism in Eukaryota, Fungi, Ascomycota, Leotiomycetes, Helotiales, Sclerotiniaceae. The coding region runs from base 661 to 852 and encodes 63 amino acids. The transcript is spliced from 3 exons. The record is from RefSeq and is a predicted model, not a curated record.
CUCAAUCCUCUAGCCAACCGUUUGCGCGGCGGAUGACGGCUAUUUUCUUGUUGGUAUUCACGGAAAGCCUGGUAUGAUACCUCUAUGGCUACAGCUCGAUCUGCCAAUUCCAACUACAUCAAACCCCUUACGGAAAGAACUACCAACAAGAAGGCACACCAGCUCGUCGGCAGGCAUCUUCCCCCCCUCUCAGACUGACUUCGUGUUGACAUCCUGCGAUGGAUGGCAAAGCAAACAACAUUUUCCAAAUUGAAUGACAGGCAGUACCGUUCACUCGGAAUGGUACGACGGUGUAUAAAGCAAGCUGCCGUCGCCCAUGAUUUUAGAGGUUCAACAGCUCCAUCAUCACUUCUGAAUUCACCACCACACAAAUAGUCUACUAUCUACAAUAUAUUUAUCUGCCAGCUUUCCUCAUAUAAAAAGUUCCUCAGCAAGUACAUCGCUUCACGCACAUUCGCCAUUGCCCAAGUCAAUUCAAAAUCUCAAUUCCAAGCUCACGAUACUUCCCCGAACAACCACCGCCAAAAUGUGCACUCAUUACGUUGUCUACAAAAGCUGCAACAGACACUUCGACACCAAGAUAGUCAAAUGUGCUGCUUGCAAAGCGAGUGGAAGUUGCCCAAGUGGACCAAAAAUUGAGACAUCCAAUGCUGGAGAACCAUGCACAAGUGGCUGUCCCUCGUAAAGAAUAUGCCUCCUCGAACCUUUAAACCAUAUUCAAAGGCGGCACCUCGGAAUUCUCCAAUCGUCUCCGACGGGACUAGUCGAGUGGAGCAGGAUAUUUUGUGGGCAUCCGUGCAGAUGAAGGGGUUUGGAGCUAGAGGCGAAUUUAGAACAGGGUCAGAUAUCUAAGGGACAAAGAUUGGUCAUGAAUCGCUGCUGUAAUCAUACAAGCAUACUUGGGAGUUCAUGGGACAAUAUCUCAUUGUGUUGUUACUUUUGGGGGGUUUUCGUUCUGCUGUGGUAGAUUUUUAGUCGACA